AUGGACAAAGAUUGCGACAUGGUAUAUAAGAAUGUUUCUGACAUAUAUAAAUCCGGGGAGUUUAAGACCUACGAUAACUUUGUUUCGUUAGUUGCUGAAUGUGUAUGGCAGAUAAGAGAUAAAGAUAGAAGAGGUAAAAUAUGGAACGAACAGAUAAGACCAACUGCUUUUGAGUUAAAGAAAACCAUUGACGCUUUAGUUGUUUUAGCAGGUAAGGUUUCAAUGUAUAACGCAAAAAUGAACCCGCAAUGUUCUAAAUGUAAAGCAGCAAUUAGGAAAUAUAACUACUCCGUCAAAGAGAUAGAAAGAAUGCGAAACGACUAUGCAGACUUAAAGAAAGAAGCAGAAAAGCCAGCAGAAAAUAAAAUGGACAUGUUAGCAUUUCUGAACAAAAACUAUCCAACUGCUGACGAUUUCCUUCUAUCUGACGUCAAGAAGAAAUAUAAAGAAACUUUCGGCAUUGUUAAAACUUUUGACAUACUGACAGAAGAAAUAGAAGCUACGAAAUUGUUUAGGAUUUCAAAUAUACAUCGUACAAUUCAUGUAAAACGCUUGUGA
Messenger RNA from Trichomonas vaginalis G3, 558 nucleotides. Its product is annotated as organellar and viral DNA polymerase type B. The record is from RefSeq and is a predicted model, not a curated record. The transcript has a single exon. NCBI's taxonomy places the organism in Eukaryota, Parabasalia, Trichomonadida, Trichomonadidae. Bases 1 to 558 code for a protein of 185 amino acids.